Molecule: messenger RNA, 2096 nt
Organism: Brassica rapa (field mustard)
Lineage: Eukaryota; Viridiplantae; Streptophyta; Magnoliopsida; Brassicales; Brassicaceae
Product: fatty acyl-CoA reductase 2
Biological process (GO): long-chain fatty-acyl-CoA metabolic process; suberin biosynthetic process
Cellular component (GO): intracellular membrane-bounded organelle
Molecular function (GO): alcohol-forming very long-chain fatty acyl-CoA reductase (NADP+) activity
Source: RefSeq, a predicted model, not a curated record
UAAGAAAUAAAACUAUAUAAAAUCUUGCUUGGUUUACUUAAUCUCUUUCUACUUAAGUAUAUAGAUUCUGGUUGAUCAUUACAAAAGUUUGUGAUGGAAGCUCUCUUCUUGACUUCUUCUUCUUCCUCCAUCGCUGCACCAAACAAGCUUUUCCAUCGUGACUGGUGUGCGUUGGUUAGAGACAAGAGAAGGCUAAGCCCCACCUGGUGCCGCGUAGGUGGUGGUGGUGGUGGCGAUGGGAGAAGCAUCAAACCAGAGAGGUCUAUUAUGGUUUCUUCUCUUUUGAAAGACAGAGGUCAAGUGUUAAUAAGGGAGCAGAGUUCACCAGCUAUGGAUGCUGAGACAUUGGUUCUGUCUCCAAACGAGAACGGGAGAUACAUUGAGGUCAAUGGAGUAAAGACUUUGUUGCCGCCUUUUAGUGGCGCUGCUAAGGUGGGGAGUAAAGAAGGACUUGGCAUUGUCAGUUUCCUCCAAGGGAAGAAGUUUUUGAUCACUGGCUCAACUGGUUUCUUAGCUAAGGUACUGAUUGAGAAGGUCUUGAGAAUGGCUCCGGAUGUUGGGAAGAUAUAUCUCUUGAUUAAAGCCAAAAACAAAGAAGCUGCGAUUGAGAGGUUAAAGAAAGAGGUGUUGGAUACUGAGCUUUUUAAUACUCUAAGAGAGACUCAUGGAGCAUCUUACAUGUCUUUCAUGUUAGAAAAGCUAGUUCCUGUGACGGGGAACAUAUGUGACUCAAACAUUGGGUUGCAAGUAGAUUCAGCUGAGGAGAUUGCAAAAGAAAUUGAUGUGAUUAUCAACUCUGCUGCCAAUACGACCUUCAAUGAAAGAUAUGAUGUUGCUUUGGACAUAAACACACGAGGGCCAGGUAAUCUCAUGGGAUUCGCCAAGAAGUGCAAGAAACUCAAGCUUUUCUUGCAAGUAUCCACAGCUUAUGUGAAUGGACAAAGACAAGGAAGGAUCAUGGAGAAGCCAUUCUCAAUGGGAGAUUGUAUAGCAACCGAGAACUUCCUUGAAGGAAACAGGAAAGCAUUAGAUGUUGCUAAAGAGUUGAAGCUAGCUCUUGAUGCUGCAAGAGAAGGUACUCAAGAUCAAGAGGAGGCGCAGAAGAUGAAGGAUCUCGGUCUAGAGAGGGCGAGAUCAUAUGGAUGGCAAGACACUUAUGUCUUCACAAAAGCAAUGGGAGAAAUGAUGAUCAAUAGCACUAGAGGGGACGUACCUGUGGUUAUUAUAAGGCCUAGCGUCAUCGAAAGCACUUACAAAGACCCUUUCCCUGGUUGGAUGGAAGGAAACAGGAUGAUGGAUCCUAUAGUUCUAUGUUAUGGAAAAGGACAGCUGACCGGGUUCUUGGUGGAUCCGAAAGGAGUUCUUGAUGUGGUUCCUGCUGAUAUGGUUGUUAACGCGACAUUAGCUGCUAUUGCUAAGCAUGGAGUGGUGAAUACAGAUCAAGAACCUGAAAUUAACGUGUAUCAGAUCGCUUCUUCUGCGAUAAACCCGCUUGUUUUUGAGGACUUGGCAGAGCUUCUUUAUAACCACUACAAAUCUACCCCGUGCAUGGACUCCAAAGGUGUUCCUAUCAUGGUGCCUUUGAUGAAACUUUUCGACUCCGUUGAUGAUUUCUCGGAUCAUUUGUGGAAAGAUGCUCAAGAACGGAGCGGUUUAAUGAAUGGUGUGAGCUCAGUGGAUAGUAAGAUGUUGCAGAAGAUAAAGUUUAUAUGCAAAAAGUCUGUUGAACAAGCUAAACACCUUGCCACUAUCUAUGAGCCGUACACUUUCUAUGGUGGAAGAUUUGAUAAUAGUAAUACACAGAGGUUACUGGAAUAUAUGUCAGAAGCAGAGAAGAAUGAGUUCGGGUUUGAUGUUGGAAACAUUAACUGGCAGGAUUACAUUACAAAUGUUCACAUUCCCGGUUUAAGAAAACAUGUCUUGAAGGGAAGAGCUUAAGUUCAAAUCUGGUUAAAGAUGAGCCAAAACCAGAACCAUAUCUUUUCCUUGAUCGUUUUUUUUCUUAAUCUUAUGUGUACUCGUGUUGUGUUGUCUAGUAUAUCACUGAUUUGUAAUAAUUUGAAUGUAGUGGUAGUGUCAAAGCACGUUAGAUUCGA